UACAUGUGUGCGGCAUAAAAACUAACCCUACCCAUAGUCCAUGUGACAGAUUAGAUCAUUGGUUGACAGAAAUCAGCUGUUGACAAACAUAGAGUAACCUAAAACCCCAUUCGAAUUCUAAUAUGAGUUCGGAGGAGUUUAAGAAAGAAGUAAAAAAAAAAAAUUGUAGAAGUAAAGGCGCAAUAAUACGCAGCAAAGAGCGUGAAGUUAUAAAAUCUAUAAUUGAAUUUUGUGAUCAAGAGGCUAAGCAAAAAUCUCUCCUUGUUCCUCUUCGACAGGCUACUAAAAGGGCAGCUAAUUAUGCCAAGGUUUCCGAAAGAACUGUCAAACGAAUAAGGGAGGAAAAUAAAUUAGGUUUAGAAUUUGGAGAUGAUUAUAAUUCAUCGCAUACCAAAUGGUGCAGAGUAGCAAGAGUAACAAUGAAAUUUGCCAGCAAUUUAUCAUUUAUGUUUGGAGAGAGUCCAAUCAUAACGGAAAGGUACUUACUGGCAAAGCAAGCUGGUUUCAAAGCAGUCGAAACAGGAUUUCCUCUGGGAUUUUCGGUUCAGGAAGUUGCAGAUGCUAGGAGUAAAGCCGAUGUCAAGCAAAUCCUCAUCAAUAUUUUUACCGGUGAUGUGACCAAGGGAGAAUUGGGCUUUACCGCUAUACCUGGAAAAGAAGAUGAAUUUCGUAAAAGUCUUGGCCUUACAAUCGAGUAUGCAAAAGCUCUUGACUGUAAAAAGAUCCACAUAAUGUCUGGGAAGGUAGAGUCACCUACUGAACUCAAUGAUUCAACUUAUGAAAGCAACUUAAGAUACGCUGUCGAAAAGCUUCAGACCGAGGAUAUCAUUGCUCUAAUUGAACCAAUAAACAACAUCACAGUACCAAACUAUUACUUGAACAACUUCGACAAAGCUCUAGAAAUAGUCAAGAAAAUAAACAGCCCACAUCUAAGAUUGAUGCUGGAUCUUUUCCAUUUGCAACACGCACGUGGCAAUAUUACACGUACUAUCAAGGAAUACCUUCCAUACCUUGGUCAUGUGCAAAUAGCACAAGUGCCAGACAGACACGAGCCAGAUACCGCUGGCGAAAUAGACUAUAGGUAUAUAUUUUCACUUUUGGAGAAAGAAGGGUACAACGAUUACAUCGGUUUGGAAUACAAACCGAAAGCUGGCUCUGCCGAAGGUUUGAAAUGGAUAAAAAACUUCGGUUAUACUUUAUAAAUCAUUUAGAGAAAUAAAACUUGUAAAUACGAAUGGGAUAUUUAGAAAUUAUAUCUUAAUAUACAUAACAUGAUGUAUUUCGUUCUUAAUAAAUUACUUGUCGAUACGUGAA
This is a messenger RNA of Athalia rosae (coleseed sawfly), 1314 nucleotides long. RefSeq names its product putative hydroxypyruvate isomerase (gene Gip). Gene Ontology annotation, molecular function: hydroxypyruvate isomerase activity. Bases 123 to 1202 code for a protein of 359 amino acids. NCBI's taxonomy places the organism in Eukaryota, Metazoa, Arthropoda, Insecta, Hymenoptera, Athaliidae. The record is from RefSeq and is a predicted model, not a curated record. The transcript is spliced from 6 exons. Gene Ontology annotation, biological process: glyoxylate metabolic process.